This is a messenger RNA of Arabidopsis arenosa, 1057 nucleotides long. The record is from the annotation of a GenBank genome assembly. Lineage: Eukaryota; Viridiplantae; Streptophyta; Magnoliopsida; Brassicales; Brassicaceae.
UCCUCCGAUAAGCUCUCUGACAGGAGAGAGUAUUGGAGCAUUCGUCCACCUUCUACUUACUGUCUCAAAAUCGAAUCUUUCAGAAAACUUGCCAAUUCCCCAAACAUCGAGAAGUAUGAAUCCCGUCCAUUUCCCUCCGGUGGAUAUAAUUGGUAAGACACUUAUUGUCUAUCCAAAAGGAAAUAAAAAGGAUGGAGGUGAAGGACAGGUUUCACUAUACGUCCAAAUAGACAAUUCGACACUCCUUAACUCUCCAAAAGAAGUUUACGCAGAAGUCAAAUUCUUCAUUUAUAACCGGAAAGAGGACAAGUAUUUGACAUAUCAAGAGACGGAUCCAAGGCGUUUUUUUCUGUUCAAACCGUAUUUUGGACAACCUCGAACCAAAUCCUACGAUGAGAUCUCCAAUCCUGAUCCCAAUGCUGGUUAUAAUUUCGACGGUGACACUAAUUUGUUCGAGUUCUAUGUAUCGGGAGUGUUCGUGAUCGGAGGAAGAAGCUGGACUUUGAAAGUGUAUCCAAGUGGUGACCGAGAAGCACAAGGAAACUCAUUGUCGCUAUACAUCGUUGCGGCUGGUAUUAAGCCGUACGAAGAGAUUUACCUAAAAGCUAAGCUACGAAUCCUAAACCAGAGAGACACUAAUCAUGUGGAGAAGAAAGUUGAAAGCUGGUCCGAUCAAGAAAACAGUUGGGGUUUCGAGAAGUUUGUGUCGUUUGCUAAUCUUACGGAUACUUCUAGGGGUCUUCUCGUGAAUGAUACGUUGAAGAUGGAAGUUGAAUUUGAAGAUUUCUCUAACACAAAAUACUUUCCAAGUUAGGUUUUUGCUGAUGUGUUACAAUCAGCUGGACUGGAAAGUUUUGAACCGGACCAGAAUAAUUAACCAGAUCUUUGGGUUAUUUCUUUUAAUUGCUUUUGUGUUAAUAAGAGGAGACUUGUUCUUCUUAAUGUUUAGGAGCCUAUCUCCCAUUUUUCUCAAUCCUCUUGUCUUGUGUUUGUAAUUAAGAAUCGUUGAUUCUAAGCUCCUUUGUAAUGGUUUCCCUAAUAAAAGAAAAUCUGUUUU